AUGCGGCAUGGUGCCGCAGUAAAUGCGAAGGGUGAAUUAUUUGCGGUCAGUUUCAAGAAAGCCGUUUUCCAACUUGGACAAGUUCUUCCUACUCAACAAUUGUUCUUCAGGGGAGAUAACAAGAGUUUCUUCAAUUCUAUCCGAUUCCUCCCGUCAAAGAAUAAGAAUGAACAAAUUGCAUUAACUGGUGAUGUGCUACAACAUCGUGUACUAAAAAUAGUGAAAAAGGGAAAAAAUACAAAGACCUCUGUGUUCUGUGCAGAUCCACGUAUUGUUCAACCAAACGACUUGGCUGUGACUAAGUCUGGUCGUGUUUAUCUUUCUGGCCAAAAUUUCACCCACGAUACUAAAGUAGGUGAUGGUUCUUUGUGGCUUUGCGAUGGAAAAUCAAAAAAAGCUAUCCGAUUAGGCGAAUUCGGUCGCACCAAUGGAAUCGAAGUUUCACCUAACGAAAAAUAUCUCUACUUAUCGGAAGCAUUCAACAAAAACGGAACAAUAGUCUCCAACAAAAUUCUUCGUUUCAGACUAAACCGAAAAACUGGCAAAACAAUCGGAAAACCCAAAAUUUUUGUUGACUUUGCAAAAUUCGAUAAAACUCAAAACAUUGACAUUGAUGGAAUGCGCACCGACAUCAAAGGAAAUCUUUACGUCACUCGUAAUGGAAGUGGUCAAGUGAAAAAAUUCUCUCCAACCGGCAAACUAUUGGCCACGUAUGUACUUAGUUUCAAAGCCCCAACUAAUCUCGAAUUGGGUGGCCCAACGGGCACAGAUUUGUUUGUUGUUGGUAAAUGCGAAGGUGAAUUUGCAAAUGGCUGUGUUGAUGUUUACAGAGGUGGAAAAAUUCCUGGACGCGCUAUUUCUAUUUUAAGGAGGAGAGGGCAUGGACACAUGUAA
Molecule: messenger RNA, 894 nt
Organism: Ambispora gerdemannii
Lineage: Eukaryota; Fungi; Glomeromycota; Glomeromycetes; Archaeosporales; Ambisporaceae
Source: the annotation of a GenBank genome assembly